This is a messenger RNA of Ostreococcus tauri, 1500 nucleotides long. Its product is annotated as Alpha/beta hydrolase fold-1. The record is from RefSeq and is a predicted model, not a curated record. Lineage: Eukaryota; Viridiplantae; Chlorophyta; Mamiellophyceae; Mamiellales; Bathycoccaceae. Gene Ontology annotation, biological process: L-homoserine metabolic process. Gene Ontology annotation, molecular function: homoserine O-acetyltransferase activity. The transcript has a single exon. Bases 1 to 1500 code for a protein of 499 amino acids.
AUGAGCGCCCAGGAGGUCCCGGAUGAUCACAUGGGCGACGUCAAAACGGGCGCCCCGCCGGAAGCGACCCUGGUCGUCCUGAACGAACCUCUCACGCUGGAAUCCGGUGACGCGAUCGAGCGCUGUGCGUGCGCAUACACAAUGUACGGCGAGCUGAGCGCGUCGAGAGAUAACGUCGUGCUCGUCGGCCAUUCGUUGACGUCGAACUCGAACGUACGCGAGUGGUGGGCGGAGUGCGUGGGUGAAGGGGACGGAUACGCGUUGGAUUUGAGUAAGGAUUGCGUCGUGUGCGUGAACUACCUAGGGUCGCCGUACGGAAGCGCGAGUCCGGUGAGCGUCGAUCCGAGGAAGAGCGAUGGAGGGGCGUAUGGGGUGGAUUUUCCAACGCCAGUAACGAUCAGGGAUAACUGUGCGAUGUGUAAGAUGCUAUUGGAUUCGCUCGGGGUGAACGGGGUGCGAUGCGCGAUGGGCGGGUCGAUGGGUUCGAUGCUCGCGCUGGAGUUUGCGGCGACGUAUCCCGAUUUCGUGGAGACCAUGGUGUUGAUAGCGGGCUGCGGAAGACACACGGACUGGGCGAUCGGGAUGGGUGAGGCGCAGAGAUAUGCGAUCAUGAGCGAUGGGAAGUAUAAGGGCGGAGCGUACGCUCACGAUGACGGACCAAACGCCGGUUUGGCGACAUCUCGCAUGAUGGCCAUGUUGAGCUAUCGCGCACCGGCGAGUGUGGACGGGAGAUUUUCGAGGACGAGCAUGAGUGAGUUUAAACCCGCAGAGGAGAUAGAGUUGGGGAUUCGGGCGCACGAAAAGGAGACGAAGCUGCCAUACUUUGCCGUGGAGUCGUACCUUCAGUAUCAAGGGAAAAAAUUCAUACGGAGGUUUGACGCAAACUGUUACAUUCAGCUGACUUACACCCUAGAUUCACACGACGUUUCUCGUGGGCGUGGGGAUUAUUUCGACGUCUUGGCGAAGAUUAAGCAGCGCGCUCUCGUGGUUGGCAUUCUCAGCGACGUCUUGUAUCCGUACGCGCUUCAAAGAGAGCUCGCGGACGCACUGCCCAACUCACAGCUUUACACAGUCGACUCGCCCCACGGCCACGAUUCGUUCUUGAUCGAAAUACAGCAGUUGAAUCAAGUUAUGGCGAAGUGGCGCCGCGGUGAGUGCGUGGACACCCGUCAAGGCGUCCCUGAUUUCACCGCUCUCGAAAGCUCGGAAGACGUGCGCGAGCUCCGUGAAGGCAUCAAACGUCUUCGCGAGGAGCUCACGACCGCUGAGCUCAAGCGCGAACGCGCCGAGGCCGCUCUCCGAGCUGCACUGGAUCCUGCACAAAACAUUAGUGGUUCGGCGAGCGCGCUCCAGCGCUCCGCAUCUGUCGGCAGCGCCCUGAACCUUCCCGGCGUCAUACUUCCGGCGAACCCGUCCGGGAGCGAGACCCUGCGACUUCCGGUCUUUGGCAAGCUCUCUAUCGACAACGACAAUUCGUACGCCGGGUUCGCAGCCUUCUAA